AUGCGCCUCCCAUACGUUCCCGACCCCCCACCAACUAGCACCCUCGAAGAAGCCAGAAUCCUCUCCAGCGUCCAAGCCCGCCGAGCCCCAAACCCGCUCCUCCCCCUCGACCUAGCCCUCCUCCACUCCUUCCCCGUCGCCGACGGCUGGAACUCAUUUAUAGGCGCGAUCCGCACACGAACCACACUCUCCACCGUAAUCCGGGAACUAGCAAUAUGCCGCGUCGCCGUGAUAAACGGCGCAUUAUUCGAGUGGGAGCAGCACGCUCCGUUACUGUCCGAGGGCGGAUUGAGCGACGAGGCAUUAGCGGUUGUGCGGGAUGCGAAGGAGGAAUUCUCGGAUGCGGGUCGGGUUCUGAGUCGCGAGCAGAGGGCUUUGUUGAGGUAUACGGAUGCGAUGACCAGGACGGUUACGGUUCCUGAGGAGGUUUUUCGGGAGUUGAGGGCGUGCUUUGAUGAGAGGGAGGUUGUGGAGAUUACGGCUACUGUUGCGGCUUAUAAUUGUGUUAGUCGGUUUUUGGUUGCGUUGGAUGUUGGGGAGAAGAAUCAUUUACAUUAG
Molecule: messenger RNA, 558 nt
Organism: Penicillium manginii
Lineage: Eukaryota; Fungi; Ascomycota; Eurotiomycetes; Eurotiales; Aspergillaceae
Product: carboxymuconolactone decarboxylase family protein
Exons: 1
Coding region: 1-558 (185 amino acids)
Molecular function (GO): peroxiredoxin activity
Source: RefSeq, a predicted model, not a curated record